AUGUUACAAGUGAUCUUGAAUCGCCUAAUUCGAAUCUUUGGGCGACAGACGCUGGAGAAAUGGAUACCUUUGGACCGUUUGUGUGUAACGUCGCUGACUGACCCUGAAAUUCACUUGGCAAAUGUGCCAUUGCCAGAUGUGUUAUUUGAAAGCAUUUCAGUACCAUUUUCCUUGGUAAAGUCUAACAUUUCAAGGGUCGUAGUCAAGUGUCCAUGGACGUCUUUCUUCAAAAACUUUGCAAAGGACUCGCUGAAGAUUGACGUCGAGGGCGUGGAGAUUGUGGUACGCACCAAGCAUCUCUGCGAGUUCCAGGAUGAGUUGGCGAGGUCCUCCUUCGAGAGAAAGAAGCUCAAGGACCUAGCGAAGGCGGCAAAGCCCUCGAAAAAGAAGAUCGCAAAGGUAGUAAACGCGCUAUGCGUUACAGUCAGGGAUGUAAAGCUGACUCUGGUGGACGAUGUCCUGCAUAGUGAGCCGUUUUCAAUUGUAAUACGCGCAGAUGUCGUGGAAUUGUCUGGUAUGGAUCCAGGGGAUCCCGUCCUUGAACCAAAUCAGAGAAGAGGAAUUUUGGAUUCUUUGCUCAUUGCGCUGCUUGUAAGGAGUAGAGGAGUUCAAAUGUGGCAUUUGGUCUACAAGGAUGGUGAAGAGGAGCUGGACGCGGAGUCCAGUAUGGACUCUUGGGGAACUAUAGAGAGUAAGCAGACAUCUAGGACCAGUCCAGAAAUUGAUGAGUGCGGGACCUGGAUGGAUCAAGAGGGUAAGGCUGAGCCUGUUUCAGAGGAGGAGCUGAGUAAUUACUCACAUUCAAGUGAUGAAAUGUUCGAGUCAGAUGAUGAAGGUGCUGCCAACAUUUUAAAUGUCAAAAGGAGUGCAUUCUGCCUUGGAUGUUCUGGAAUAGAUGUGGCAGACGUCACUAUAGAACAUGAGGUAAAGGAUGCAAAUUUGCGCUAUCUAUCCAUACUGAAACUACCCUAUACUGUAUACAAGGUUACUCCUAGUGCCGGUAUCACAUUUACGCUAAUGUUCAAGCAGUGGGACGUUUCUGCCCUUGCUCUGCAAAAGGAUUCUGGAAAGGACGUCUUGAGAUCAAUGGACAUUGGAAUAUGCGCAGAUUCAGACAAAUUGGGUCGAGGGACAAAUUAUGGAUACUUAUUUGAUGGGAGAAUUAGGUACGAACCCUUUGCAGUCACAAUGACCACCGCUGGGAUGGAGGUGCUCUACAAUUUUAUCAAACACAUUCAGCUCGUUUCAUUCUAUAGAGCCCUUUUGCUGGAGAACUUUAAUGCUAUGCCAAGUAUUCACGACUGUAGAAAAUAUGUAAACGUACUUGGAAAACCGCAGAUAUUGCAUGCCAUGGAUUCAGACUUUAUUGAGAAAUUUGAAAAGGCUACUCCUAUUCCCAUAGUUGUUCAGCUUCGCAACAUUUCAAAAUCAUUUGGCAAGACUGGAAACUUGCUCCAAGACAUGUGCUCCCUCUGUGAUGGCAACGCUAACCAUUUUGGCAACCAAUCUUGGUUUAGAGGAGAACGUGGACUGACUGUAACUAUUCCAAACGUUCAGCUUGAGAUGAUUUCUGCCUCACAGCUACACGAGUAUAUAGAAGGGGUGACUGUGGACAAGAAACACCUUCCAUGUGUCAUAUUCCAUACGGAUAUACUCAGAGUUGUUAGUGAAUCCAAGAUAAACAAGUGUUCAAGGACAAGGAUAAUGAUAUCGAAGCCGGUUUUAAGGUAUGCCAAGAUUAGAGCUCUUGCCGAACGGCGUAGUUUUAGCGCCAAGGUUUCUUUUAGGCACGUUUUAGAUGACCGCUUACUGGUGUACCCAGACGCGUUAUUUGAUGCGAAUGAUGAUGAGAAAGACAUGGAGCUAACUUUUGAGGGAUACGGUAAUGCGGUAAAGGCAACCUAUUUGCAAAUGCCAAAAAUGAACCUUGUGAUUAAUACCCUCUACCACUUUUAUUCAACAGUUGGUCCCGAUGCAUUCAAGGAUAUUGAAAAGGGGUACAUAAAUCUGGAUGUCCUAUACGAACGUACAGAAAGACUAGGGGUUGGGAAUGCAGAGAUUAUGGAUAAAAUUAGAGAGGGACUGAGGCGCCCAAUCAGGAGUAUAUUCAAGGGUUCAUUCAAGGACAUUUCAUUGAGACUCUAUAUUUCUACUGUAACAGGGACGAGUAAACCAGUGAUUGAUCGAGAUGCAGAGAUGAUAUACUUGGAAAAUGAUGCACUCCUUAGCCAGUGGGAUUAUUGCAAAGAUAUUGCGGAACCACUUUGUGAGGACGUCAACGAUCCAUUUACUAUAAUUUCCAUAGAUGCAAUCCCAUAUAAAGUGGAUAGUAUGGUUAUUCGGAAUUCCGCAGAGUUGGAAACAAUUAUUUCUACAUCCAUCAAAAUGAGCCCUGCAGAUCUUGUAGAGGUUUGGUAUAAAAAUACACGCGAUUUGGAUUUUAUAUUUGAAGGAUUUGACGGAGAAAUUAGAGACGUUUUGCUGAUUAAAACUAGUGGAUUCGAGAUUUUGAAGGAUGGAGGAAGGUAUCUACACCUUGCAAUGGGAGACGUGAAUGCAGCUCUUUCAAGCUCAGACGAUUUUGUUGAGGCAGAGGACCUCGAAAUAGCCAGUGUAAAGGAAAUAAAGUUUGCGCAGGAAGUAAAAACAUUUUCCCUUCAAAUUGAACAUGUCCAUCUCUCAUUUAUGCAUCAGUUGGUGGAUGCAAUGUUAAAGUCUGGAAUCUUGCUCAUGAGGGCCGAUCUCAUCAAGGUUAUAGACCGACUCAAGGAUUUUGGGUGUGUUGGAGACUCUGUAUAUGCACGUGGACAUGGCCAUGUACAAGAUGCAAUGGAGUCGGAGUGUAACGAGGGAAUCAUUAAAAUGAUGCAAAAUUAUACUCUGGAUGUAGAUGCACUCAAGGGAUCAGUCUUGACGAGUUGGCCAAAGGUUGUGGAUGAUGCGGAAAAGUUUCUAAUCAAGGUCGUCGAUACGAGAUUGGAUCUGGAGAAUUUUAGGGCAUCCAUCAAAAAUAUACAUGGAGAGUUUGGAAUGAGCCCCAAGAGCGUAAAGCUAAAGAUUGGUGGUACUACUCUUGUAAAGGAUAAAACUCAUGUACUCAUAGCAUGUUGUAUAGAUGACCUGGUACAUUGUAGAAUAACUGAAAACGAGGUAAAGGAUGGACAGGUGUUUAUAGAGUAUAUUGAAGAUGGUUCGCAGCAGGUCGCAAAUGUCAAGGUUGAGAUACAAAAUUUUCACCACCGCAUAGAUGCAGACUUUAUAGACGAAUGUAAACAGAUUGCAGAAUGCAUUGACAUGAAAUCUGGAGGGGGAAAAAGGAAUUUAUCCUUGCGCAUUUCUCUUUAUAAUUCCAGUCUGCACUAUUUUGGAGUUGGCAUAAAGUUGGAGCUAUAUGCAAUGCUGUCAUGCUUUCAACGUGCAAAAUCUUUGGAUCUCUCUCUAAAGAUUCCUAGGAUGCAUGUUUUAACCUGUGUAAACUUUGAGGAUCUUUUAUCAUUCUCCCUCAUUAACUUGGCAUUUAAAAUGGUUCCAAAGGACAAUGUAGAGCGUGCCCAUUUUUCCAUUUCUCAUUGUGCGCUUUGGGGGUUUUAUGAUGUGUAUGGACAAAAUGAGGUGGAAAGAAUGAACGGGCAAGAAGCUGUAAAUGUGCUCCUCACGUUGCUUCAAGAAGACUGGUACAGUCAACUCAUUAGGGCAAUGAUUCCUAGCAGUGAAUUGUGCUUUGGGGCUAAAAAUCAAAAAGCCUUGGUUCCAAUAUUUGUAAGCAAAGUGCCUAUGGGUGUUCGUUUGGCACCGCUCUUGAACGCCAAGUGGAUAAAGGAAUGGUUAGAUGAUGUAUCAACGGAGCCUGAACCAGAUGUUUUUGUUGCCAAUGUACUCAAGCACUUUAAUCAGUCUUUGGAUAGUCGUGACUGUGACUUUCUUUCUGCCAAUUUCAAAAUUUCUAGAAUAGACGAGUGUAAAAUUAUUACAGGUAGUGCGUCCCUAUCAAAUUGCUCCAUUCUACUACACCUGGAACCUAUAAUGUCCCUUGUUGAAGAGCUAAAGAGGUUGGAUUUCAGCGCUUUACAGAGUCGAGACAAGGGUGGACCAGCCAUUGUCACAAUUUCAGUUGGUGUAGACAUGGAUGUUUCAUUUCCCAUUACUCUAGAUUCUGCGACAAGGAUACUCAUGCCGCUAGAGAUGCUUCCAAGCGUAUCUGCUCAUAAUGAAAAGGAGAUCCGCAAUGAAAAUAUUAGGAUCCUCUGCAAAUCAACAAUUCCCAGAACAUUUUCUAGAAUUUGUUUCAAUGUUGAAUCCAGGUGCCAAAAGGUACAAGGACUUCACAUGCUGCCUGAUGAUUUAGUGGGUGUGGACAAGGAAGAUUUGGCAAUUUUGGCUGCAGCGGAGGAGCAACGAUAUGCAUUCUUGGACUAUUUUGAUGAAAUCAAAAUGGUGACCUUUUUACACUGCGAGAACCUCACCACUGUCCUAUACAGAAUACCAGCUGGAUUUACUACGCGUUCAAUGGAUGAUGGUUCCGCAAUGCAAAUUGUAUCCAUACAAUCUCCACUGGGGUCUGGAAUUCUAGAGCCCUCUAAGGACAGCUACAAUCUCUGCGCUAUAAGCCUGCAAAACAUUGUCUUGGAUUCUUGUUGUACACCAUCAAGGGAUACUCAUCUAAACUUUAGCCUGGAAUCCAUAAAAGUUGUUGAUUCAGUUGGCAAGUUUUUGAUACGCAGUAUACCAGAUAAUGCAUCACAUAAACUAAAAGCCCAAGUGUCCGCAACUCUCACUCGUAGGGGAAAUGCUAUUGCAAUCAAGUGUAAUAUUGAAAAGACAAGGACUGAAAUACAACCAGAGGGACUAGAGCCAUUUUUUGAAGUUUUAAAGGAUAUUAAACGUGUAGGAAAGGGUUCCAAAGAGUUGAGCAGAAAUGACUCGGCUCUAGAUGUACCCACGUCUACAACAACAAAGGAUGUACUCAUCCGCUUAAACCUUUACGAAAUAUGGAUACAUCCCUCAGCUUCCACAGAUACAGAGUGCAUAGAAAAGGCAAGGAGCUAUAAAUUCCUACAAUACAAGAGACCCUCAAAACAAUAUAUUGAGCCAGAUACCAUUCCUGUAAUAUUGAAAACAGCACACAGAAUUGAAAAUCCAUGCAUGGACGCUGAAGAUGACAAUGUAUUGAACAUUUUGGGGAUAAUGUCAAGUAUAACAUUUCAAAUUUGUGAUCAAAGACGAGAAGUUGAGAUGAAAUAUCUAGGGAUUUGCAUGGGACAUGCCAAGAAUAUUGGCGACGAUGUUACUAUGCUCGCGGAUGAAAAGGGGGACUUGUUUCAUAUGGACACUCUUGGACCCUCUACUAUGGAUCGCUCAGAAUUUGGACCAAGGAUGCUUCUUGAAACACACGCUGGAAUGCUCAACAUUGAUGAGGAGGCUGACAAGGUCAAUAUAUCUUCACAGUUAAACAAGAUCAAGGUACACUUGACAGUGGACAAUAUAUUCCAUUUCAUGAAUCUAAAACCGCUACUCUUUGAUCCAUACGCUAGACUUGUAAAUAUGCUCAUCCAGACAAGGAGACGAAAUGAGCCGGAUGCUGCAAGUCAAAUGCACUGCUCGGAUAGCCUAUUUGAGGAUAUCCGCCACCUCUUUUCCAAACAUGGUAUGGAAUUAGAGACAAUGUGUAAUGUACAAUAUAAUGACUACGUUUCUGUAAAUCACAACUCGGUAAAAUUUACAGAAUCUGUGCUCUCUUUAAUAGGGCCAAUAAAUCAUCUAUUUUGGAAAAAAGGUGAUAAGGAAAUUACAGUAUCGUUUAAAUCACAGGAUUCACACUUUACACUAGUUUCUGGUAUAAAUGAUCUGGUAAUUUCCCUAAAUUUGCACGAGGCCAAAUUACAAGCUAUUCAUGGAGCUCCAAGUGGAAUAUCUCACACAAUUUUGGAUUCUAGUCUUUUGUUCAAUAUAUCUCUCAUGAGUUCGAGUUUGGAGGAUACCAUGUUGCGAAACACACUUGUAACUGCACAAAUUUUGCGAAAGGGUGGAUUGAUUGAUAGACCAUCGCUUGUCACCAACUUGUGUAUAAGCGGCAUUGUUCUUGAGCUAAAUUCUAGGAUCAUUCAACUUUUCCAAUACGUUUCCUCUAUAUCAUCAAUACUUUCUGGAAAAUGUGAUCCAUCCAUAAGCAUAAACCUCUACAAUGCGCUCGGAAUUGAAAUUUGCGUACUGAGUGGAAUAUCAUCAAAUAUUUACGAUAAAGUCUUGACAAUGCCACCAGGAACAGUGACUAGCGUACCAGAUAGGGAGUUACUCAUUUUUUUGAAAAGGUCGAGCGUAGAUGCAAUUGAUGGAGCUGGAAGAGAGUGGAUAAUGGAAGAGUACAAAAAUUUGCUAUUUGGGAACAGUAACAACGUAAAGAAUCUACUUGGACUUUUCAACAACAGCGGUGACAUACAUGGUACAAACUAUGGAAUUCCUAGUUUGCCAAAGGGAUGGGACCAGUUGGAUACAUUUUUAUUCCUGGGAAAAUAUGAAAAUGCACCUCGCCUCUUAAAAUUCCCAAACACUGGCUAUGUUAUCCUAGUUGAACCGAGCAUUGACCCAUUUACGUCACAAAUCAAUGUAACGGUUUCUUCUAGUAUUUCUAUACAAAAUUCCACAAGUUUAAAUUUUAUAAUUUCACAGGACCCAAAGGUUGGCUACCUCAAAAAGUUGGCGUAUAAAAUUACCAAAAAGAAUGAACCGAGCCAACAGUACCAGUCACUUUACAUCAAUGCAUACACUAGUGCAAAUAUUCCAAUAUCGUGGUUUGGAAAUGGGAUAAUGCCAAUGAUUGCUCCAAUGUUCCCCAAUCAGUUUGAAAAUACAAAUGAGAUACCAUUUCCACAGCUCCAUUUGUUAUUGAAUAAGCAUCGUUUUGUCGAGUCUGAAUUGGAGAGUCAAAGUCUUUUUGCGCUAAAGUUUAGGGGAUAUUUAGGUUUUAAAUGUAGUCUUGCAUAUAGUGAAAUUUCUCAUGAGGAUGAUCAUGCAAUCGUAUAUUACAAAUUUGUAAUAACAAUAGAGCCCAUGAUUAAAAUUAUAAACAGUUUGCCCUUUAAUGUAGUUUUGUAUGUUUCCCUAUCAAAAAAUAUAAUGGCACAAGAAGAGGACUCUGACGACAUUUAUCAACUAAUGACAAGUUAUAGGGCUGUAAAGAAGCUCUCUAGUAGGGAAGCCUGGGGAAUACCAUUCUCUGAGCAGCGUAUAUUCCUCAGGGUAGCCAUCCAGGGAGCACCUCUGAGGAGCAUGAGUGAUGCAUUUUACCCACUCUGUACAUUUAUAUCAAACACCUUUUCUCUCAAUUUACCAAGUUUUGGAAGAACGUCUACUGUCAAACCGCUAAAGUUCUUAGCUGGUCAAUUUGAGGCUCUUGAGAAACCAUUUAUACCGGUAAUGGAUGCAGUAACAGAGUUUUUUAAAAACAAGGAAUACUUUCAAUAUAUGAAGCGCAUACAAGCAACAUUUGAGGUGUCUAGAAAUUCUAUUACAAUAAUUUGGCCAUUCUCUUUUGAAAACAUUACAAAUUCCUUCAUUGCGUUAAAUGGGUACAUUAUCCCUCCUGGUUUCAAGCUCCAUGGUAAUUUGCAGGACGCCACAAAUUCUCGUAUUCGAGCAUUUAUAAACACUAGCGAGUCAUUAUUUUUACAUACAAACCAGUCUGGACGAUUGGAUCUCACCAGUACAACGACCUUGAGAUCACCAAUUUAUCUGAAUGUACCUAUAGAGAUACUCAAACGCUAUGCGUUUUCCAACAGCAGUAUUCAAGGACCACUUGAUAUCGAACCUAUUUUGGAAAAUAUCAAAGACAAGAUACAAUAUAAAAGUCGUAUUGCUAACCCAAAGAGGAUUAGCAUGGAUGAUGUAAAUGUGGAAAACACACAAAUUGGCGCAGUUGCAUCCAAUUUCAAUAGUACAAAUUUAACAUUGGGAUGUACAGUGCGCUACUCCAGUUUCCCAUACAAUACAUGCAAAAUAGUUGUAAUAUCAAACCUCUUUACAUUUGUAAACAAGCUCCCCUUUUCAAUUUGCAUUAGAGGAGUUACGGCGGAUGGAGGUAUUGAAGAAUUUGGCAACGAUAACGAGCUGGAAGGUAUAUCAAAUUGCCUUGUAAUUACACCAGGUGAAACGUGUGAACUAAACACUCCCUGCACACAUGCGUGUGUUAUAAAGUUGGAAAAUGGAAACUAUAGCUCAAAGUUUCCCCUUAUUCCACCAAGGGUUCCUACCAACUUUCAACUAGAGCUAAACUCUGAAAAUGUUGCAUACACGACAAUGGCAUCAAGAGGUAUCCUAAUACAGGUUAAUGUCAUUUCUGGAAAAUUCGCAGAGAGCAAACUUCCAUACACUUACAAUGGUUACUAUUUUGUCCUAUCAAUACCAAACACGUCACAUUAUCAAGUCCUAAACAUUACAAGGUAUACACUGGCAUAUACAGUGCCGGAGAAUGUUAAAACUAUGGAGGCAAAAAUGGUUGAAGAACACUCGCAGGUCCAGUUUGGAGGGAAGGCUGAUUACAAGAUUGGGAUUUUACCACCAAAUUGCAUCACUCACUAUGUCCCAUCCACAUACAAGAUUACGCAACAACAUGAGAUUGCUCUAAAGGUUUUGAAUUCGGGAUCUGAUUGGACAAUACACCCAUUUUCCAUACACACAGCAUCAGUGUCUGGAUUGUGUUUUCUUCUUGAUGAAAUGAAUAGAGAAAUUUACACUGCAACAAUACUCAGACAUGAUGGUAGUAGGAUUCUUGUUAUUGUAGAAUCUAGAGACGUUGCAGCUGAGAUAAAGGCGUGCAAGGGUGCAAUUAUGCGAAAUGAAAUUCAGACGCCUUGGUCAUCCAUUACCAUAAAUGUAAAAACCCCAAGAAUUACCCUCACCCUUAAAAGAAAGAGGAGAGUUAUUAUAGCGGCACACUUUACAAAUCUCGCGGUUUCCUUUUGCCAAAGGAUUUUUGGCACAAGCGAUUCAGAGGAGGGUAGCACGGGCGCACUUUCAACGAUCCACCUCAAUCUCAUGAUAAAGGCGAUCCACAUUGACCACUUUUUACACGGUUUCAUUCCAGUCAUAUUAAAGAGUCUGGCCAAGAGACAUUCAAAGCAAGAGUCCUUUUUGGAAUGCAAAUUAGCUGGGUCCAUUUAUAGCAGGGAUACACCUUUGGUUGUAGACUCUGCAAACAUUAAAACGUCACCGCUCUCCAUCAACAUUGAAAUGCGGGUUAUAGAGCAGAUUGUCGACUAUUUGGAAAUGGUAAAGCUACAAAUCAAUACUGACGAGACUGCACGCGAAUCAUUGGUACGACCUGAGCCAAAAUGGAGUGAAAUGAAGGCUACACACCCAGUGUACAUUUUAGACUUUUGCAUUGAGCCAAUCAAUCUGGUACUCGCUAUAAGGACGUCAGAUGUAAAAUUGUCUAGGCAAACCUUGCAGCUUUUAGAUGCUUUACCAUUGGAUACACCAUCUGUAUGUGUUCACUUUGCAUCGGAAAAACGAAGUUAUUCAGUCUUUUCUCUAGGGGAACUAGCCCACUCUUUAAAACAUUCAUACCUUCGACAACUAAUUAGGCAAUCACUUCCUACAGCAUGGCUUUCCAAUUCGUUUGCUGUAAUUUAUGGAGUUGGCAAGGGACUCAUAUUUUUAGUCACUCAGCCAUUUACAUGUGCAAAACAGUUUGGUGGAAUCGUACCCAGCAUGGAGGGAUUUGUGUUUGGAAUAGGAAACGGUGUAAAAUUCCUUGUGCUCUACAUUGUAGGUGGAAUUGCCCAGAGUAUGGGCCAUGUACUCAAUGUUUUGCAAAAGAUUUUGGGUAGAAAGCGAGCACGACCACUGGGCAUCCUAGAUGCUCUUUGGCUCGGUAUAAAUGGAGUCCUACUCGACAUUUUUGUGAGACCAUGGAAAAAGAUUGUUAUAGAUUUUAAAAGAGGAAAGGGUAAUCGAGAAACAAGGGGCAAAAUUUGUCUGAAACUCGCAACAAAUCUCGUCCAAUGCAUUCUAUGUCCAGUAUUUGCAGCAGUUAACAUGCUAAUCACGGUGGCCGAGGGGCUAUCUAAUGUUUUACUUGGAGAUUUGGAGCAAUUUACACACAUUUACGAAAGCGAUCAGCUUGAAAAACCUCAAGCUUCUGGAGUGAAUUUUGGCAUUUCAAAUUUUGAUUCUGGAUCCAAAGAGGACGGCACCAGAGAAUCAAACACGUUUAUUAAGCGUAUGAAAACGGCAACUAUGCGUAAAUUUUAUUAG
Molecule: messenger RNA, 10251 nt
Organism: Theileria equi strain WA
Lineage: Eukaryota; Apicomplexa; Aconoidasida; Piroplasmida; Theileriidae
Exons: 1
Coding region: 1-10251 (3416 amino acids)
Source: RefSeq, a predicted model, not a curated record